Spodoptera exigua (beet armyworm) is the source of this 7197-nucleotide messenger RNA. The record is from the annotation of a GenBank genome assembly. NCBI's taxonomy places the organism in Eukaryota, Metazoa, Arthropoda, Insecta, Lepidoptera, Noctuidae.
UUUUUUAUCUGUGGUUUAGUAAGUCGACUUGCCGUCAGCUCGCACGUCACGUCACGUCAGGCGCUUAAAUAAAUAUGUUAAAAAUAUAAUGCCAAGUUUGUAAGUGAAGAAAUAUCAGCAUCCAGUAUGGAUAUGAAAAUAGAGUUCAAUGACACUGAUGAAUCACCAAUAGUUCCUCCGAACAGUAUAGGUGCAUGGAGUAUUAAGAAUGACACUUCAGUGCUAAUCACAGACCAACAGCCUAGUGGAUCUCAUAGGAAAAUUAUUAGGCGAUGGAAUCGUUUGUCAAGACUGCAACGAUCAAUAGUUUAUGCUCUAUUUGUGAUAGCGGGAACUGUCUUAGUGAUGUUUUAUGUCUCAAAGGUUUCUGCAGCUAAUGUAAAUAAAAUUAAUCAUAGUGAUUUAGCACAAGAAAGUCUAAAAAAUGUUUCUCUAGUCAACGAACAAGUAGCUGAGGCCGCUGUUUCAAAGAAGACUGUUGUAAAUGAUGAUAAAGCUGAAAGACCUAUAUUUACAGGACCUAUAAAUGCUCGUCAGUAUGCAGUAGUUGAGAGCUUCAGGCAUGCUUGGCGGGGUUACAAGGAACAUGCAUGGGGUCACGACAAUUUGAGACCGGUCUCUGGGAUGGCGUUUGACUGGUUCUCUCUUGGACUCACCAUUGUUGAUUCUCUUGACACAGCUUAUAUUAUGGGACUGACUGAUGAAUUUGAAGAAGGCAAACAAUGGAUUCAGAACGAGCUUGUUUUCACAAAGAAUAAAGAUGUAAAUUUCUUCGAAGUGACCAUUCGUGUUCUGGGGGGCUUGCUGUCAUGUUACCAUUUUACUCAAGAUCGUAUGUUCCUGACUAAAGCCAUUGAUCUGGGAGACCGUUUGAUGGCUGCCUUCUCUUCACCAUCUGGUAUUCCAUAUUCCGACGUGAACCUUGGUGAGAGAACUGCUCAUGCACCAGAAUGGUCCCACUACAGUACUACUGCGGAAGUGACUACAGUGCAGUUGGAGUUCAGGGAACUGUCCCGUGCCAGCAACAAUCCUGGCUUUGAGGAUGCUGCCGCAGCGGUAUCUGAGAAAAUACAUCAUUUACCGAAGAAGCAUGGUUUGGUGCCGAUAUUUAUAAACCCCAACACCGGCCAUUUUCUGCCGCACGCCACCAUAACGCUUGGAGCUAGAGGGGACAGCUAUUACGAAUACUUACUCAAACAAUGGCUGCAAACUGGAAAAACUAUCAACUAUUUAUUGGACGAUUACUUGACUGCUAUCGAGGGCGUCCGUAACUUUUUGGCUAAGCGUUCGUCACCUAACAAGCAUCUGUUCAUUGGAGAACUAUCGGCAGGGUCAGAGGCUUUCAAUCCCAAGAUGGAUCAUUUGACCUGCUUCUUGCCGGGUACAUUAGCCCUGGGACACGCUAAUGGCCUUCCUGACUGGCAUAUGACUAUGGCGGAGGAACUCCUCUACACCUGUUACUUGACGUAUGCUGCUCAUCCAACAUUCUUAGCACCGGAGAUAACUCACUUCUAUAUGGAAAAUGUGCCAACGCCCAAAAAUGCUCCACAGGCGAGUGUCGCUGAAGACAUGUAUACUAAGACAGCUGACUCUCACACUCUCCUGCGACCCGAGUUCGUGGAGAGUCUCUGGUAUAUGUACCAGAUCACAGGAAAUACAACGUAUCAGGAUUGGGGCUGGCAAAUAUAUCAGGGAUUUGAGAAGUACGCACGAGUGCCAAACGGUUACACAUCGCUCGCGAACGUCAAGGUUGAGAAACCAGUUCAGCGUGACAUGAUGGAAUCAUUCUUCUUGUCGGAGACUCUGAAAUACCUGUACUUGUUGUUCAGCGAUGAUAGGUUCACAAUUGACCUGAACAAGUACGUCAUUAACUCCGAAGCUCAUCCACUGCCUAUACACAAAAACUAGGAGCCGGUUUAUUGGUACAUUUAAAUCGCAACAUGGUUAUGACGUCAUGACUGCAUGUUUGCGUCGAGACUCCUUUGCGAAACAGCAUAGAGUCGAAUAAGAAAUGCGCGUUUUCGCGAAUCUUUUCCAAGGUAAGAAUUCCUGUAGCCACUGUGCGCUCAAUGGAAUCCCUCUUGGAAAAUAGCAAUAGUAGUGCAAUUUCUUAAAUAUCUAAUUGUGUCAUUAUAGGUGUGUGUUUACUCCCAAAGUUCAGUAUGAAACUGUAGGUAUUAUAAUUAUUGUGUUACGCCAUAUUUAUACAAUACUUAAUAAUAUAAUACUACUACUUGUAGUUAAUGUUGUGCUGAACAGUAUCUAUGAAUUGAGUACUCAUUAUAUUACUAUAAAACCGUUUUCUGUAUUAAUUGUAUAGCAUAUAAUAUUAUUAUCUACUGUCUAGAAACAUAAAUUUUUAUUCAUGCUACAAUUUUUCGAAGAUAUUUAAUAGCAUUUAUUUUCUCGUCUCUGUAGGUAAAUGACGUAUGCAUACAGUGUGUUUAUUCAUAGAAUUAUAAUUUUCUCUAAUACACGAUAAAUAGUAAAAAUAGUAGAUCGAAACACAAUAUUCCUAAUAAUGAUUAUGUAUUUUACUUAGUACUUAACUUGUAACGAAUUUAUAAUUAAUGUUUUGUACAUGCAAGGAAGUUCUUGUAUUACUCACCUUUCUUAGCAACCAAUCAUUAUAUUUUCUGGUUAAUUUAUAACUAAUUUACUUUUUGGUAGACUAUAUUUUGACGGGACCAAAUUUUGUAGUGACUAUGAUAUUAUCACAGAUUAUUUACUAAGUUAAUUUCAAUCAAAGAAUAUUUAUUUGGCUGUAUCAUUGAAUUUUUAUGCAGGCUGGUGGUAAAAUAUUUGCCAUAAUCGACGGGUUGCAUUACAAAAGAAAAUCGCCCUUAUAUAAAAUGAAAUUUAGGGCAAAAUUGCAGUGUAAUGGUUGCAUAAUAAUUGUAAGCCAGCCAGCCGGUGUGAACUAAGUUUAGUCAUAUUUAAAUUAUUUUUACUGUAGUCAAUAUUGUUAUAAUUUAAUUGUUUUUGUUCUAUUGUCUAUAACUGAACAUGCUUUUAUGGCUAGUAAAUUGAAAUGAAUCUCAAGCUUCACGGCUUAUACGGUCCCAAGUGUUGUUAUUCCAAUUAUUUAUACUAUAGUUUGGUUCGGGGUCGUAGUUACUGAAACUUCAAGAUGUAAAGUAUCAUUAUUUUUAUUUAAUGUAGGAUAUAUUUGAAUCAAGUCAUUAUCAUAUUUUUAAUUAUUUGUUAUGUUCAAUAUCUAUAAUAUUAUGUCUAUACUUACCUUACUUGUGUGUGUAUAGGGAACGUAAAGAUGAAAGUUAGAGCGACGUGCGUUAGGUGUAUAAAUUUAAUCUAAGUAGGUAUUUUCUUAGGCAUUGAGUGCUGAUAUUUAGGGUUAUUUAUCGAUACUUUUGGCGAAUUCAGCACUCGAUAUUGUUGUCCCAAAAACUAAUCUGACUCCUUAGGACUUGUAGCAUUUUUACUGCUUUUAGGCUUGUCAUUAAUUGAUUACCACAUAUGUAAAACCCAUUCCCAGAGAACCAAACUCUUGAUGUGCAUUUUCUAACAUCGACCUUUUUCUUCGUCUUUUAAUCGAAUAUUAAAAGACCUGUUCCAUCUGAUACUCUUAGCCAAAUUUGUGUGGAUAUGUUAACAAAAGUGUUUUAGUAGUAUAAUAAAUUUUUACCAAUAAACAAGUCGACUGUCGUCAAGAAAUUACAAAAUAAGUAAUUGUGAAAAAUAUUCAAGUUUUAACAAUUUUGAUGAUAUAUUGUCAUGCUGAUUGUUAUUCGCAGCAUUAAUUCCGUAAUAUGUGCCUCAAAAUACCAUAAUGGAUGCAUUUGCUAACAAUGUUUAAUAACGAAACUACAUAUACAAUGUUUCAAGUUUAAAACAUAUUCGUAUAGACUCGAUUUGUUAAACAAAAUCUAAUUAAUCGAACGCACAUUUUGUGAUAGGUCAUUUUUCACGUUAUUUGCCAAAUUAUACAUUAGGUAAAUGCAUAGCUAAUAUGUUGUUAUGUAUUAUACUUAUACAGCAAGGCAGGAAUGUUAUUUGGCGACAAGACAGCGCGUAAUUUACUGUUGGGUCAAAGUUCAAGACAAAAUGGCAGUUUUACCAAGGUUAGCAUAUACUCGUAGGUGAGCUAGUUAGUUGAAUUAUGAAACGACCUCACUAUGCAAUAAGUCAUGCAUUAUAAUGCCCAGUUAUAAUGGGUAAGUUAAGGCCUAAGAACUACGCAAACAUCACGAUAAAUUAAAUGCACUAACGCACAAUUUACGUAAUUAUAAAGGAAGCCACUAUAGAUUUAAGUACUUAAUAAACGUUGUAUACUUUACCGGGGUUUAGCAUAAAUUAAUAUAAGGUAUGUUGUUCUUCCUUGUUACGAUUUUUGAUACAUAAUAUGUAUAAUGCAAUUAUCAGUUUACGUCCUUAGCUUUCACUUUGUUUUAAUUUAAGUAGUAAUCAAUUAUAUUAUAAAAUUACAUUGUUAAAUGUUUCAUGUUGUUUUAGUGAUAUGCUACAUAAUUCAUUUUAAUUAAAUUUAAUUGUACAUUGUAAUGGUAACUAAAACUGCAAUACAAUGCAAGUUAUGUAUUUUAAAUACAUAUUUUGCAUAAUGUGUUUUAUACUUGUCUGAGAAUUUGACAGGAUGAUGAUGAUGAUUUGUAAUAGACGCUAGUUGGCAUUUAAAAUAUCUCACAAACUGAAAGACUGUUCCGAAAGAAGUACAGUUCAAUCCAAAUGUACCUACACUAGGAUUUGCGCUAGAAAACACAUACGUUAUCCUUAAAAUUAAGGGGCAUAAGAUAUUUUUAUCAUUAUUCUAAUCAAGACAAUGUUAAUCUUUAGCACAUAAUGGACAUUUGUAGGUGACUGUCUUUACAAGUGCGAAUAGAUUAUAGAAUGUAGGAUACCUUUCAAUAAUGCCAAUGCAUAAACUUUCAUGCCACUUAUACAUCAGCUGUUUUAACUGACCAGACCUAUUGAAAAUAGGUAUCUUCAAUUUGUAAUUAAUUUGAUUACAUUGAAAUAUCCAAUUAACCAAAUAAGAGGUAUGGUAUUAGCAUAUUUGAUACUGAAUGUGUGUUGUUUCAAAGUAUGUACUCUAAAUUGUUAUAACAAUUUUAUUUUGUAAUACAUUCAUUUUAAAUUUAUUCAGUUACCAUUUUAAAUUAGUAAUUAGUUACCAACAUUUUGGAUCAUCACUAAAUUAUAUGUUUAGCUAAAAAUAUUGUUCCCGAAUGUGAUGAAUGCUAGUAAGUCAAGGAGAAAUAAUGGCUAUGUCAUUAUUCAAUGAUAAAUAAUUUAUUUACCCAUAUUUGUGGAUAUCACAUUUUAUGUCAUGCAUAUUGUGCCCUUUUAAGCGUUUAUUAAUUCAUUUAAAAGGAAAAUAGUAGUAUUUCGUGUAUUAUUAAAAUUAAGCAAUAAUAGGAGUAUUUGAGGCUGGGUAUUCAUACACAUUAAAUAAUGAAUUUUGCAUUUAUAUCUACAUACAUAUUUCAAUGUCAGUUUACUGGAAUCUUUAAAGUUGUGCUACUACAUAUUGGUUGUAAUAAAUGUACAAUUUAUUAAUGUUUGUGUUUCACUUACCACCCAAUCCCCUGUUUAAUCAGUGUCUUAAAAUAAUACAACUGUUUCAAGGAUAUUUUUUUAUUUGUAGUACAAACGUGUACACUUUUUAUAAAUACAUGUUUUAUAAAUCUACAGUCUAUUUAUUAUACCAAGUAUAGUCUCCUACAGAAAGUGGCUGAAUGCCUUAAUUUUAGCAACAGUUGGCAAAAUAUAACAUCAAAAAUAUAGCUAUAAAGAUUUUCAUUACUCUUGGUAAAUUCAUAAUAAGAAAGGACUUAUAAUAGUGGCGUGGCUAACUGGUAUUGUUUGACCAGAAAAGGAAGAUAAGAAGUACCACUACAGCAAAUACUAAUUCUAAAGUACAGUACGAAACUGGAUACACCUAGUAAUAAUACCAUACACAAGAUAUUAAAAUAGACAGAAAUCUUAAUACAAGACUAUAUUUAAUAAAUGUAUCAAUACUCCCUUGUUUGGAGACUUAUAUUGAUAUGGAAGGACAUUGGCACAAGGCUUUUUAUUCAUUAUAAAAAGUUACUAACACUACAACUUAAUGAUAAUAAAACUACAGAAUUAUAAAAUAGCUGCUGCUAGCUAAUACAGAUUAUAAUUUUUAAAUAAAAGAUCAAGAGAACUGGGCCCAGCAAUAAUUAGUUACAAACAUUGGGCAAUUUAAAAAAAUAAAACAUUUUCUAUUCACUUCAUUGAAAAUUAUGACUGGAAUUUUAUCUUAAAAUUUUAUAUAUUUAAAAUGUGUUUUGUUUCUCAAAAUAUUCUUUUAAUAAUAAGUUAGUCAAAAACAAUGUAGAGUGAUUCAAAAUACAGUCUUUGUGCUACUAUGUAAUAGAGAAGACAAGGCUUUUUCAUAUCACUAAAAGUAUCACUCUCAUUCGUAGGUACCUAAAUAAUAUUAUUACAAUUAUUGUAUAUUAAUCAUACAAAAAUAUAUUUCUUAUCACAUACUUGGAACAUAGUGGAAUGCAAUAUUUUGCACAUUACAAAAAUAGUUGAUAUAAUGGCGUGUUAAGUCUAUGACAGACUCAACAAUAUAAUGUUACCUCAAAUUUUGUCAUAUUAGUAUAAAAGUUAAAUAAAUUGUAAAACCCAAAAUGUUAUGACUUUAAGAGUCAAAAUAAAGCAAUUUAUGCAUGAGCAUAUAAUAGUUUUUGUUAUAAAAAUAUAUCAUUUUAAUAAGAAUGUAAAGUUUAUUGACACAACACCAUAGGUGAGCAAAAAUUCAAGGUUUUCUUCGUGUAUGACUAUGAGUAAAAAUAUAAGAUCAUGGAAUAUGCAUAGAGAUAAUAUUUUAUAACUAGAUGAGCAUACUGAGAAUGUUAUAUAGGUCUACCUUACAUGAGUACACAGUCACAACACUGGAUUGUGUAGUAGAGGCACUUGAUGCCACAAUCUUCUUCUUCAACUGUGGAUGCAGCUGAGCGGGCCUUGUGCGGUGGGGGUGGUCUUAGAUAUACACUAUCUACCUUGUCUACAAACUUCUCAGUAUCCUUAUCAAUCUUUUCCGAUUUGUUUAUCACCUUGUCAUUGUCAAGGUAUUCAUCACUCUUGUCACUUUUAGCAUCAUUAACAUUUGUAUCUCCUGCUGCUUCCUGCAAAUAAUUUGUUUUGCUGUUAUUAUACAAAAAUAUGAAACAAAUUGUAACACUU